UCUCAAUAAAAUUUCCUAUCCAGCCAUUGAUGAAGAAGUUGUGUAACUCUAAAUAUACAAAUUAUACAAUUAAUAAUUGUUAAUACCUUAAUUUUGAUAUGUCUUUGCUAACUUAUAAAUAUUACGAUACGCCAGAGGGCCAGGAUAUAUUCAAAAAAACCUUCGUCACGACAAAAUAUGCAAUCCUGUCAAGUUUACCUGUAGCUACUUUUGAUGUGCUCCUCUAUUCCCACCCCAAGGGAAUCUUCCAAACUGUUAUGCGGUAUGGAUCUUAUCUUGGUCCAGCAAUUAGCAUGGCAACAGCUUUUACUUUAACUACCAAUAUUGCUCAGAAUGUAAGAGGUAAAAAUGAUGAGUUCAACUACUUCUUGGGUGGAGCAGCUGCUGGAGCAGUAUUUGCCUCUCUGCGUAGACAGCCAGUUAUUGCUCUACCGGCAGCUAUUAUACUAGGAGCCUGCGGUGUAGUGAAGAAAACUGGUAUAGACAAUGACUUCUCCUUCUUCCCUAAGAUGCAUUCAGGAAAAGAAAGUAUAAACUCAGUAAGGAGAGAUUGGACCCUUGUUAAAGACAUAGAUGGAUUAAAGAAUUGGGAAAAAGGCUCCAAUUAAAUACCACAAUGUUAAUGGAAGUAGUGUACAGUAAAAUACUAUUUAAGUUAUAAUAAAUGAUCAUAUUUAGCUCUUCUUUAUUGUAUGAUUACUUCAGUUGUUGCAAAAUAAAAGAGAUUUUUUGUU
Pieris rapae (cabbage white) is the source of this 734-nucleotide messenger RNA. RefSeq names its product NADH dehydrogenase [ubiquinone] 1 alpha subcomplex subunit 11 (gene ND-B14.7). The transcript is spliced from 3 exons. Lineage: Eukaryota; Metazoa; Arthropoda; Insecta; Lepidoptera; Pieridae. Gene Ontology annotation, biological process: mitochondrial respiratory chain complex I assembly. The record is from RefSeq and is a predicted model, not a curated record. Bases 99 to 608 code for a protein of 169 amino acids.